Messenger RNA from Metarhizium robertsii ARSEF 23, 2523 nucleotides. RefSeq lists its product as uncharacterized. The transcript has a single exon. The record is from RefSeq and is a predicted model, not a curated record. The coding region runs from base 1 to 2523 and encodes 840 amino acids. Lineage: Eukaryota; Fungi; Ascomycota; Sordariomycetes; Hypocreales; Clavicipitaceae.
AUGGACUCGUGCUCUAGAAUCACCACAAGUGGUGCGAGUCAUCGCAUGAACAGACCAAAUUGUCCCUGCGAAGACUGCCAAAUCCAGUUCGAAUAUGAGACCCAGACUCUUACGCCAGUGUCGGAGUUCACCCGCACGCUCAAUGACGACGAAGUUCGCUCUCUGCUGUCCGGUUUCAUCAACGACGCCAUUAUUGCCAGAGCCUCCUUAAAGAAUACGCUGGAGAAUCAUGGGGACACUAUCAUAUCGCGGUGGAAGAAGAUGAGCCAAGUCAAGCGCCGGGCAGUUCUCGAACAAAUCCAGCCCCCCAUUGCAAACGAGACAGCAGUGGACAUGCAAUGCCUGUAUAAUUCGUCCGUCACUCACUUGGGCAACAGAGAUAGCGUCAUGCGGAAGCAGUUUUUAUUGCCGUGGUUAAGUAUUAACCGGCUUACGUCCAGCGUAUCCGCAUUGUUUGCCUUGCUACACGUUCGAACCGAGUACCAUCCGCACGAGUGGGCAUCUUUUGACACGGAUCAGCUAAGUCAGCCCUGGAAACAUGAAUACCUCAAACUCGAAAACUCAGACAAAUCUAUAUCCAUGGAGGAAGCAUGUUAUGGGUCAAUUGUGCAGCGUGACCAUGAUGCCGUCUCCCGCAACAUUCUCGACUUUCCUCAAGCAUCUUCGGUCCUGGAGGCGCAGGCACAUUUGAUGAGUUUACUUUGCAAAAUUGUUGGCGGCAUACUCCAUGGCGCCGAUACUUCAAUUAUCCAUGGUUGCAGUAGAUGGAAUUCCCAGAUCGCUUCUGGAUGCAAACAUGUUGGGAAGGUUGAAAAUUGGUCAACCUAUAUUAACCAACCAUUUUCAAAGCCAGUAGGCGAAGGUCUAGAUUACAUCAUUUCUUUGGUGAGAUCUCGAAGAGAGGAGGCUGAAGACCACUUUUACAGCCUCCAGACGAAGCCGGCAUAUUUUCGACAGCACAUCAAAAAUACUUGCAACAAUAUGGGCUCCCAAACGAUCGCAGAUGCCGAAGCUAGGCUGGGUGAUGUCUUGUUUUCUGAAUGUCAGAUUUUUUUCCGCCUUCAAGAGUGCGAGCAAAAAUGCAUCGAGUUAAAGAAUCUCCUUGAUAAUGAAGAGCUUCUUCCAGAGGAUGGGGACCGUCUACGCAAAGCUCAGUUGCGAGCACUCGUCCGCUUGGAGACGGAUAUUUGGGAUAUGGCUUGCUACCAUGCUUCAAUUCUCCACCUCUACAUGACAAGAUCUGCGGAAUUCAAGCACCUUUUUCAUGACAAAAAAGUUCUUUCAUUCCCACAGUGUUUGCAAAUAUAUGCAGCCAGAUGCCGUAUAAGUCGGAUAUAUCAGAGAGAUCCGUUGGCAUGCUACCUUGUCCACCUUGGGAGACUGGAGGUUAAACAGUGCCGGCAAUUUGGGGCUGCAGAUCUUGUUGCAGCCUUGGAACGCCAUCUUCAAAGCAAUCCUGGGGAGCUGAAAAGAGUGAGUGUUGAUAUGAUGCGUAGCAUCAGCACCAUAGCCGCCGUAAGCGAAGCUAGACAUCACUUGAGACUGUUUAGGCACAGCUCGUCUUGGAGUUGGAUGACGGAAAGGUACAAAGACGAAAUGAAAGCCCAUCGGCAAUGCACGGCCUGCGUGGAAUGCGGACGGGGGAACAUAAAAGAACAACCGAAACUAAAACGAGAACGAAGGCCACUAGGAUUUGAAGAGGCCGGACAGCUACUGUUGCGUGACUUUUACAAUAGGCCAGCGCCAAGUGGCCCGAAGAACAUGGCUCGACUCCAGGAAUCUAGGUAUCAACGACACAGUAUAGAAUUGUUUUGGGAAAACAUCCGUAACGGACUGAGACGCGGUAGCGAGGAACGGGCUAUGCGGCACGAGACAAUCCGCAGAACUAUCGCUGCCCUGUCAGUGCAUCUCACUGCUGAGUACGCAGAGGUCAUACAAAUCGAAGAGGCGUCCUUCACAGAAACAGCCGAGACAAAGCCCGAACCAAGCCCUUUCGUGCAUUUUGGCAGUUCCAGCUCCAACAGUUGCAAACCAGUCAUUGAAGUGGCGACUGCUUCGGACAAAAUCAAGACCAGGAGCACUGAACGAGCUGGGUCGGAAUCUGCCACGGAAGAUAACAGCAUCACAGAGAAGCCGAUUGUCAAAAAGAGAGCAGUUCCAAAACAUUAUCUUGAGAUAUUCCAUCUUAUGUUCCCCAUGUCAUCUGAAGAAAGAUGUAGAACGAUCAAGUGGGAUGAGUUCGUGCAUUCCAUGAACCACGCCGGCUUUAUAGUAAGCAGCUGCGGCGGUUCGGCAGUCCGGUUCGAAUUGCAUGACUCACCAGACGACCAAGGCACCACGAUCAGCAAAACCAUUAUAUUCCACCGCCCUCACCCAGUUCCAAAGAUUGAUCCUAUUAUGCUACGUUCCGAGAUUGGCCGCCGGUUGACCCGGCGAUUUGGGUGGACGAGAGAGCAUUUUGUCCUGGCUGGUGUAGACCAAACUCCAGGAGGGACGACAAAAACUACGGGAGAAGAGAUUUAG